GCAAACGAAGACCCUGCACAGAACCCCCUCUUCCCAUCGAUAGCAAACGAAGACCCUGCACAGAACCCCCUCUUCCCAUCGAUAGCAAACGAAGACCUACCUCCUCCACCGCAACUUUUUCCGGAACUUGACGAGCUGAAGAAGAAUCAGUUUAGUUGUCUGCUGUAGGCGAAGAAUCAGUUUAGUCAUCUGGAUUAAGUUGUAUAGCAUACUGAAGACGAUGAGAUAGGAGUGGGUAUUUGGCCAAACUUAAGUGGCUAUUAAUGAAAGGCAAGACAGAGCAAGAG
This is a messenger RNA of Linum tenue, 287 nucleotides long. The record is from the annotation of a GenBank genome assembly. Lineage: Eukaryota; Viridiplantae; Streptophyta; Magnoliopsida; Malpighiales; Linaceae.